GUUGCUGACGGCCAGCUAGCUGACGACGUCGGCGGGUUGCGCGCCAGUGCAAGUGCAUGUGCCAGGUGCAUAAAAGUGAAGUGAGUGCGCUAGUCACUAAUGCCGGCUUAGCCCCCGGCUAUGGGCUGCAACUUGUGGGCUACAACAGCGGCGUGGACGUUCCUGUAUAUAGUGCAAGUACUAAGUGCAGACAGCAGCCUCUUCCAAGAUUUGGGGCUCAGCACCCUUCCGGACGUCACCAAGAUCAACAUAAGCCAGGACGAGUACACUCGGAUGAUGAGCCUGUAUCUUGACAGCCGACAACAACAUUCAACAGAAGAUUCCAUUCCUAAGCUUAUCACAUUCUACGCUGUGAAGAGGGAUUGGUGGCCAAAUCGAGAAGACUCGCGGCUGAAAUUUCCGAUCCGACCCAGCAGUCAGGAAAUGGAGGUAGAGAGUGCCCAACUUCGCAUUUUGGCACCUGCUUUUGUCGACGGCCACUCGACGGCGGUCCGCAUCCAAGUAAACCAAGUUUUGGGCGUGAGGCGACGAAGGCUGGUGGACGAAAAAGUCAUCUACCUGUCACCAAACUUGACCAAAUGGUGUGAAUUUGAAGUGACAAGUGCAGUGCAAUCCUGGUUUAACGGGGAAAGGAACUUAGGUUUAGAACUAGUUUGCAUUGACUGUAGAAAUAAUUACUUGAAACCUGUAGAAGCCGCAAUUAGUGCUUUAGUUUACCCGGAACAUAGACGUUUCCGACGCGCAAGUUCUCCAUAUCAGCCGGCGAGACGCACAGACUGUAGGGAAUCCAGGAAGGGGACGAAGCGAAAGUGUUGCAGGCACAACAUGAUCGUCAAGUUCGCUGAGCUGAAGUUCCCGGAAAUGGUCUCCAUAGUCCAGCCCAAAUCUUACGAGGCUGGGUUCUGCCAGGGGCAGUGUCCACCUAACUAUAACCAUGCCACGAACCACUCGCGGAUUCAAAGUCUACUUCACCAAAUGGACCGCAAAAAUGCCAAACGCUUAAACCGAAGAGCUAUACCCAAAGCUUGCUGCACUCCUUCCAAGCUUGAACCCUUAGAGAUACUUAGGGUUAAUCCCAGUGAUAAUACCAAGCUUAUUGUAGAAAAGUGGGAUAAUAUGCAAGUUAUUGAAUGUGCGUGUUCCUAGUGUAGAUAUGCCAAAGACAUAUUUUUUAAAACAUUACGGGUCAAUUGAGCAUUUCUGCAUUGAAUUUUCAACUAUUGUUUCUGUGAUAUACGUAUUGUACAUUGUGUCAUCUGUCAGUUAUAUUUAUAAUUUUUCAUUGUUAAUGUAU
Molecule: messenger RNA, 1294 nt
Organism: Zophobas morio
Lineage: Eukaryota; Metazoa; Arthropoda; Insecta; Coleoptera; Tenebrionidae
Gene: mav
Product: bone morphogenetic protein 6
Exons: 3
Coding region: 121-1146 (341 amino acids)
Cellular component (GO): extracellular region
Molecular function (GO): growth factor activity; cytokine activity
Source: RefSeq, a predicted model, not a curated record